UAGUGGCUGAGAUGUUAAAUAGAGAGCCAGGAGAGGGGGAAGUGAUCAGAUCUCAUAGAGAACCCAGCAAGGCAGGAAAGAGGAGAAAAGACUUGCAGCAUCACAGUGAUUGUAACUGUGACAUGAGAGAGAGAUCCUGAGAAAAACGAAGAGGACGAAUACUGAUCAUCUCAAGCAUCAUGAAAAAAGUUAUCCAAGUCUUGUGCUUCUCUCUCUUAAUAACCUUAUGCAAGUGUGCUGUGAUCACUGGGGCCUGUGAGAGGGAUCUCCAGUGUGGAGGUCGGACAUGCUGUGCCAUCAGCUUGUGGCUCCGCGGGCUCCGGAUGUGCACCCCAUUAGGGCAAGAGGGAGAUGAAUGCCACCCCAUUAGUCACAAGGUUCCUUUCUUUGGAAAACGACAACAUCAUACCUGCCCAUGCUUGCCAAAUUAUAUAUGUUCCAAAUUCAUUGAUGGCCGAUACCGAUGUUCUAUUGACUUCAAGAACAUAGACUUUUAAUAAAAAGGAAAGAGUCUCCAGGCCCUUCCUAUCCCAGAAUCCCCGCAGCACACAUCACUUAACCACAUUCUUCUGCUUCAACAUUUACAAGGGCAUUGAAAUUCCCAUCUACACAAGUAUUAUCCACUGACUUAUCUAGGAUUACAACAAUGUAGGAGGUCAGUGACUUGUUUCAGUGCAAACUUCCAAUAAUUGCCCUUACAAACAAUUAAAGGGGGUUUCAGAGUUGUAAAUGUAAGCGGCAUAACUGGGUAGAUCUGUGUUUGUGGAAGUCUCACCAAUAUAUUUUAAAAAGUAUUUUGAAGUUCAAUAAACACUAUUUGAGCCCA
Messenger RNA from Heteronotia binoei (common prickly gecko), 826 nucleotides. RefSeq names its product prokineticin 1 (gene PROK1). The transcript is spliced from 3 exons. The coding region runs from base 180 to 497 and encodes 105 amino acids. The record is from RefSeq and is a predicted model, not a curated record. NCBI's taxonomy places the organism in Eukaryota, Metazoa, Chordata, Lepidosauria, Squamata, Gekkonidae.